UGCAGGGUUUUUAUAAGAUAUGGCUAUAACUUGCAAAUUCCUUUGGCAGAAUUGGGCACAAGAUCAGUCUCCAAGGACUCCAAUACAAUUUUAAUUUGAAUCAUCUUGGAAUUGCUUGGAUUCGGUCGGGCUCGAUCAAAUGUGUUAGGAAUCGGGGUGGGUUCAUCAGAAUCAGUAGGUCGAUUCCCUCUUUACCAUUGAAUGGUGAAUAGUUAUUCUGAUAACAAGGGAUUACACCGUUAAUCCCUUCUUUCUCUCUCUCUCUCUCUCUCUAUUAUAUAUUUUCAUUCUGCUAUGUAUGUAUCUAGUUAGAAACAAAUAUGAUCGCAAAAUGGAUGAGACGUGCCCAACAGAGUUUCCUCCUUUGCAUGUUAAGCUUAUCGCCAAGGUGGCAGAGUAGAGUUGCCAUGAAAACGAAAGCUUCCGACACGUACUACAACCGUGUAAGAUUAAAUAAUUGCUACAUUAAGGAGUAAAAGACAGGGUUCUGAACUAUAGCUCUUUCAACUUAGAAGCGUCACCAGCAACGAUGCAGAUGAUGGACAGCAACAGCGAAGCCAUUAGCGAAGCUCGGUGGUUGAGGGAGAAGAAGGUGCAGGAUCUGAUGUUGGAGAAGAGGAGACUAGUGGAAGUUCCCUACACGGCCUCCUUGGCCGACACCCUUAACGCUCUGGUGGCCAACCGAGUCUCGGCUGUCCCUGUAGCGGCACCGCCUGGCCAAUAUAUUGGAGCUGGUGGGUCAAUGAUCAUGGAGUCCGAUAAGAUCACUGGUGCCGUCCGUAAGCACUUUAUCGGCAUGGUUACCAUGCUCGACGUCAUCGCCUACAUCGCUGAACAACUCUCUGAGGAUCCCGAUCAAAGCUUCGAUUUGGAUAAGCGCAUGUCGGUUCCUGUCUCUUCCAUCAUCGGUCACUCCCUUGAAAGUCUCUGUCUCUGGACCCUAAACCCCAACACCAGUCUUCUAGAUUGUAUGGAAGUGUUCUGCAGAGGCAUACACCGAGCUCUAGUUCCAGUGGAGGGUCAUGCAGAGAACAUCACCGGAGUGGAAUUGGCAGAGUCUGCCACUAGUUACAGGAUGCUUACCCAGAUGGAUAUCUUGCGUUUCUUCAAGGCAAACGCAGCUGAGAUGGAGGAAAUUCUGUCUCGCCCUGUUGGGGAAUUGGGAGCGAUUGCCUUGUAUGUUUUUGGUGUCACAUAUCGCACCAAAGCCAUUGAUGCCAUUAAAUGCAUGGCCACUGCUUCCCUGCAAGCUGUCCCCAUUGUUGAAGCCUCUGAAGACCCUCAAGAAGAUCGCAGGCAACUUAUAGACGGGAAGGGUAGGAAGCUCAUAGGGACAUUCUCUGCAACUGAUUUGAGAGAGUGUCCGGUCUCUUUGCUGCAGUCAUGGCUGCCUCUUGAUGUCAUGGAGUUCACCGAGAAAUUAUCAACAGCGAGAGUCGGUCCUUCGGGACAUUCUUCGAGGGAGCUUGUGACUUGCUACUCUGAGACGAGCCUUGGGAAAGUGAAUGAAAUGGCUGUGAAUGGACAUGUACAUAGAGUAUGGGUUGUGGACGAACAAGGUUCGCUCAUUGGGAUCGUCUCUCUUACAGAUAUCCUUCGAAUGAUAAGGGUCUCGCUUGCAUCAUUAGAGACUUGAGAGAUUUGCGAUUGUAGAGUGUAGCCCCUCCGCUGUACUUCUGUACGUGUCUUUACAAUUUGAAGUAUAGAAUGCUUUUCAAAA
This is a messenger RNA of Macadamia integrifolia, 1720 nucleotides long. Its product is annotated as SNF1-related protein kinase regulatory subunit gamma-like PV42a. The record is from RefSeq and is a predicted model, not a curated record. Lineage: Eukaryota; Viridiplantae; Streptophyta; Magnoliopsida; Proteales; Proteaceae. The transcript has 3 exons. Bases 530 to 1636 code for a protein of 368 amino acids.